ACAAGUCAAGAACUGCUCUCUUAGAAAGGCUCGCUAACAGCCCGGUCCGUGGCUGGUGUUCUAGUCAUGUCCCUCAAGCCCACCAUCUCCGGGGAGACCCCCAGCCCUAGUCAAGGCAGCGCGCUGCUCUUCCUGUUCCCGCUGACGGUGCAAGUCUUUUUUGCUGCUGCCACUUACAUCUACUUAUCUUACGAGCUGGAACAGCUACAAGAUUCAAAUUCUCAGAGCGGCCUGGCAUGCCUGACAAAGGAAUACUUGAGAGCUACAAUGGGUAAUGGAGACCACAGUGGUAAUGCAGAGCAAGUAGACCUCUUCUGCCAGCAGUUCAAGUGGCAACUCCAGCAGCUAAUUAAAAAGGAGCUUUGGACACUCUAUGAGGAUUCUUCUAUAAGGCAAGGUAAGGGGUGGAAUAACUCUUCAGGAACCAGAGAAGAGUUUAAUCAGACUGCCAUCCAGAGAGUAGCAGCUCAUCUGACUGGAAAUAGGCAGAUGAGUUCUGCCUUUUCUAGAAGUUCAUUGCUUGGAAAAGCUCUUGGUUGGAAAAUCAACUACUGGGAAUCUUCAAGGAAAGGACAUUCAUUCCUACAAAAUGUGGACUUUUUGGAUGGUGAGAUCAUCAUCUCCCAAACUGGGUAUUAUUAUAUCUAUUCCCAAACCUACUUUCGAUUCCAGGAAUUGGAAGGAAGUUCUGUGUCAACUUUGAAUGAAGAGAGGGAUAAAGAACCCAAACAACUGGUCCAAUAUAUUUACAAAGUGACAAGUUACCCAGAACCCAUCCUUCUCUUGAAAAGUGCAAAGACUAGCUGUUGGUCUAAAAACACAGAAUAUGGACUCUACUCUAUCUAUCAAGGUGGAGUGUUUGAGCUCAGGGAGAAUGAGAGAAUCUUUGUCUCUGUCAGCAAUGAAAAACUGGUUGAUUUGGACAAAGAAGCUAGUUUUUUUGGUGCUUUUCUAGUUGGUUGAAUAUUUAUUUAUUUCAUUAAAAAAAAAGUAGGGGGCAGCUAGGUGGCACAGUGGAUAAAAGCACCGGCCCUGGGUUCAAGAGGACCUGAGUUCAAAUCUGACCUCAUACACUUGAUACUCACUAGCUGCGUGACCCUGGGCAAGUCACUUAAGCCUCAUUGCCCUGCCAAAAAAAAAAAGUAGCCACCCCUACCAUUUUACCUGCUCUAUGGGACAAAGCAACAACAGAAUUUCUGGACAAUAAUCCUAUUACCAAUGAGAUCUGUCAGUCAUCUGAUAAAUACACAUUUAUUUUUAUUUUUAUUUUUUUAAUUAAUAAA
Molecule: messenger RNA, 1283 nt
Organism: Dromiciops gliroides (monito del monte)
Lineage: Eukaryota; Metazoa; Chordata; Mammalia; Microbiotheria; Microbiotheriidae
Gene: TNFSF10
Product: TNF superfamily member 10
Exons: 5
Coding region: 67-963 (298 amino acids)
Biological process (GO): immune response
Cellular component (GO): membrane
Molecular function (GO): tumor necrosis factor receptor binding; CD40 receptor binding
Source: RefSeq, a predicted model, not a curated record